Messenger RNA from Fopius arisanus, 590 nucleotides. It is a transcript of the gene RpII15, whose product is annotated as RNA polymerase II subunit RpII15. NCBI's taxonomy places the organism in Eukaryota, Metazoa, Arthropoda, Insecta, Hymenoptera, Braconidae. The record is from RefSeq and is a predicted model, not a curated record. Gene Ontology annotation, molecular function: nucleic acid binding; DNA-directed RNA polymerase activity; zinc ion binding. The transcript has 3 exons. Gene Ontology annotation, cellular component: RNA polymerase II, core complex. Gene Ontology annotation, biological process: transcription-coupled nucleotide-excision repair; DNA-templated transcription; transcription initiation at RNA polymerase II promoter. The coding region runs from base 95 to 478 and encodes 127 amino acids.
UUAGUCAAUCCUCCUUGCUCAGGUAUUUCAUUGUCAAUGUUUUUUCACCGCGUCGGAGAGAUUUUUUAUUGUUUAUUGUAGAUAAAAUUAGAACAUGGCCGGCUACGACACGCAUAAUGAUGGGCCUGGAUUUGUUGGGAUCAGGUUUUGUCAGGAGUGCAAUAAUAUGUUGUACCCGAAGGAAGAUAAGGAGAAUAAAGUGCUGAUGUACGCAUGCAGGAAUUGUGAUUACAAACAACUGGCUGACAGCAAUUGCAUUUAUGUCAAUAAGAUUAUGCACGAGAUUGAUGAAUUGACACAUAUUGUUGCCGAUGUAAUCUCUGACCCAACACUUCCAAGAACCGAGGAACAUCCUUGCCCCAAGUGUAACCACCGAGAGGCUGUAUUCUUCCAGGCCCAAACCCGAAGAGCCGAAGAGGAAAUGAGACUUUAUUACGUCUGCACCUCGGUCCACUGCUCUCAUCGUUGGACUGAAUAAACAAUUCUUCACAUUUGCCUCUUAUUUAAUAAUUAAUUAAGUGAUUUCCAUAAGUCUAAAGCUCUCCUGUAAAUAGAAAAAAAAAUAAAUUGCACUUUAUAAUUUGAUUGGA